This is a messenger RNA of Anastrepha obliqua, 2359 nucleotides long. Its product is annotated as trichohyalin-like. Gene Ontology annotation, biological process: attachment of mitotic spindle microtubules to kinetochore. The coding region runs from base 186 to 2210 and encodes 674 amino acids. The record is from RefSeq and is a predicted model, not a curated record. The transcript has 3 exons. Gene Ontology annotation, cellular component: Ndc80 complex. NCBI's taxonomy places the organism in Eukaryota, Metazoa, Arthropoda, Insecta, Diptera, Tephritidae.
AACGAUUCCCAAAUUCGAUUUUACCUAUGUUUGUAAAUACAAUUUGUAAUAAAUUGAAUUCGAUCGAAAAUAUAUUAUUUACUUUAUUAGUGUAAUAUAGGAGACGUUACAUACGUCGACAUACAAAUAAAUUAAAUAUUAAAAAAAAGAUAUUAUAAAUAUUAUACUGUCCGGUUGGCAUCAAAAUGCAGUUUCCAAGACGUACCUCGGAAUUCCAGGAGGUUGCAGAUACCGCAACUAAACGUACCUCACGGAGUACCCAAUUGCGGCAAAGUCGUGUCGCACGCCCACCUUCGAUAGAUCGUCAUACUGUGGGUCUACCGAAUUCGGUUAAUCGCGGCAGUCGUACCACGCCUCAGAAGCAAGCACAACUUUUAACGACUGCGGAUGCUCCAGGAACUGCAAACAAAUACAGCUCAAGAGCGAGUCGCAUAGCGCGUACCUCUUCUCUGGAACGCUUGGCGAACUCGGCGCUUCGCGGCAGUCGCACUACCCCGCAAAAAACACCAACGUCAAUAACUAAACCAACAACUCGAGUGCUUUUUACAGCUGAAAAACAACGCAACGCGCAUAAUGACAAAAAGUGGGUGCAAGAGAGGGCGCAACAGAUUACAGAACAUUUGUUCGAAACCGCCCAUGCCGGGUCGGUGCACGGUUUGUCAAGCGAUUUCUUCGCUCGUAGUGGUUGUCUGCGUCAAAUAUCAACAAAACAAUUUGUAGGUAUAGUCAAUCAUUUUCUACAGUACAUUUGGGGUACACGUUUCACAGUUGGCAGCAAUUAUAUCGACGAUAUCGUUAAUAUACUGCAAAAACUUAAAUAUCCCUAUCAAAUAAACAAAUCAUGGCUAAAAACACCCAAUACUUCACACUCAUUUGGCUACGUAAUCCAACUGUUAGACUUCCUAAUGGAUUUUGUGCCACCACAAAAUGAAGAAGAAGCUUCUGAUAUGAAAUUUGAAUUCGAAGAUCCACAGGAACUAAGUCAAAGCUCGCUUAUGCACGAGUCGCCUGACGCCGAUUUUACGGCGCUCAUACUACAAAACUCGGAAGAGGGCUUCAUGCUCUGGGAUAAACAGAUGGACGAUGAGUUGCAUAAUCUACAGGAGCAAACAUGUGAUGUACUAAUAUACAAACGCUGUGGCCUACAAGGUAUCUCCUCACUAGAUGCACAAUUGCAUGAACUCAAACUAGAAUUACAGGAAGAGCAGAAAAAACGGCCACAUAUACGCAAAGAAGAUGAGGAACAUUGCCUUCGUUUGGAAAAAGAGCUUAAAGAGACCCAACAGCAGGUACUGGAGGCACGUGAAACUCUCGAAAUAUCUACUAAGAAAAUUAGCGAAAUGCAAGCUGAGGAACAGCGAUACAAAGCUGAGUUUAUGGAACUCCUAGAGAAAGUCAAUCAAAUGAAGGGUGCACUUGCUAAACAAACGUUGAGUGUGGCGCAGCGCGAUGCAUAUAUUGAAGAGCUAGAACAGCGAAAGUAUACACUGCAACGCAUGGAACGCACGUUACGUGAUCUUGAGGGCCGCCAGCACCAUCAACAGGUAUUAGUGUCACGUCACAAAAAACAAUUGACCGAUAAAAUAGCCAAAUAUAACGAUCAUAUACGUGCUAUUAGCUGCACUAAGCUACAAUGCGAUGCGGGCGCAUUACAACUACCGCUCAAUCCACAACUGGAUGAUGUUAAGAAACGUAUAAAAAUGUUGGAAGAAACACGCGAACGCGCGCAAAAACGUAUGCAACAGAUUAAGCAGAAACAGCAAGAGCUGGAAAAACAGGGACAUGAACUAAAUCAUGAGAUAACUUCAAGUCUAAGACCAAAAUGUGCUGAGCUGGAAACAGCUCUAAAACUCGCCGAACGAAACAGCAGAGAAUUCGCAAAAUACAAACAAAAACAAAGUGCUGCAUUUGAUGCUCAGCUGCAGGAACUCGAUGACCGUCUGCAAAAGUUACAAGUGGAAUGUAAGAUCCUGCAAGAUACAAAGCGUGAAAAGCAAAUAGAAUUGGUAGAAUUGGAGAAGCAAAACGAAGAAUUGAUUGUACGCACUGAACAUGAAUACAAAGUGGCCGCCGAUGGACGCGAGGCAUUUCUCAAUGACUAUGAAAAGGCACUUGACCAAUCAAAUAAGUUAUUAGUGGAGUUUGCUGAAGAGAUUCAACAGCGCGAAAUUGACUUGCAGCGAAUCGCGGAAGAGGAGGGGAAAAAAUAAUUUUUUUUAUCUAUUAAUUUUAAUGAAAUUAAAUUCAGUGUUUUACGUUUUUUUUUUUUUAAUAUUAAAUACACAAAAAUUUAUUGCAACAUACACAUAAUCAUCAUAUAAUUUAAUUGCUAUAUCUAAGUAUAAUAUUUUCAAUAACU